Molecule: messenger RNA, 1850 nt
Organism: Malania oleifera
Lineage: Eukaryota; Viridiplantae; Streptophyta; Magnoliopsida; Santalales; Ximeniaceae
Exons: 6
Coding region: 180-1673 (497 amino acids)
Source: RefSeq, a predicted model, not a curated record
AUCCAUCAUUUCGGGUAAGAAGAUGAGUGCGGGACAAAAGCUAGAAGAAAGGGUCGAUGAGUCAAAUUAGCCUCUCAUGGGCGCCGUGACAAUGCUGCCAAAAGCGUGGACUUCCCUCCUCUCCUCCUCCCUACCCAAUCCCAUUCCCAAUCCCAGUCCCAAUCCCAAUCCCAAUCCCCAUGGGUGUCCUCUCCCGCACCUCCCCCCGCUCUCCCUCCUCCCCCUACCUCCUCGCUUCCCUCGCUGUCAUCGCCGCCUUCUCUCUCUCCGCCGUCCUCCUCUUCAAGGUGGACGACUUCGCCUCCCAGACGAGAACGGUCGCCGGUGAUAACCUCCAGCCCACCCCAUGGCACCUGUUCCCUCCCAAGGAGCUCAACGGCGAAUCCAGAUACGGCCGCACCUCCAAAAUCAUACAGUGCUCUUACCUCACCUGCCCCUACAUCACCGACGACGACGUCCCGAGGCCAGACCCGUCCCGGCGGGCCAGGAACUGCCCGGACUUCUUCAGAUGGAUCCACCGCGACCUGGAGCCGUGGUCUCGGACGCGGAUCUCGACGACCCACUUGGCGGAAGCCCGGCAAUUCGCGGCGUUUAGGGUCGUCAUCGUUGGGGGAAGGCUUUAUGUGGAUUUGUAUUACGCGUGCGUGCAGAGCCGAGCAAUGUUUACUGUGUGGGGGCUCUUGCAGCUUCUCAGGAGGUAUCCUGGGAUGGUUCCCGAUGUAGAUAUGAUGUUUGAUUGUAUGGACAAGCCCAUGGUUAAUCGGACGGAGCACGAGUCGUUGCCUCUGCCGCUGUUCCGGUACUGCACCACCCAGGAUCACUUCGACAUUCCAUUUCCGGAUUGGUCCUUCUGGGGCUGGCCAGAGACAAAUUUAAGACCCUGGGAUGAGGAGUUCAGGGACAUUAAACGAGGUUCUCAAACUCAAAGUUGGACUAAGAAGAAGCCUCGUGCAUACUGGAAAGGAAAUCCUGAUGUUCAAUCUCCUGUUCGUGCAGAAUUAUUGCAGUGUAAUGACUCAACACUCUGGGGUGCAGAAAUUAUGCGCCAGGAUUGGGCUAAAGAAGCCCAAGGUGGGUAUGAGCAGUCCAAGCUAUCAAAUCAGUGUAAGCAUCGGUAUAAGAUCUAUGCUGAGGGCUAUGCUUGGUCUGUGAGCUUGAAAUAUAUUCUAUCAUGUGGUUCUCUUACACUAAUAAUAUCCCCACAAUAUGAAGAUUUCUUCAGUCGUGGUCUUAUUCCCGUGAAAAAUUAUUGGCCCAUCUCUCCUGCUAAUUUGUGCCCAUCAAUUAAGUAUGCCGUUGACUGGGGUAAUGCAAACCCCUCCAAGGCCAUGGCAAUAGGAAGAGGAGGACAGAAUCUCAUGGAGAGCUUGAACAUGGACCGGGUUUACGAUUAUAUGUAUCAUCUCAUUGUACAGUACUCGAAAUUGCUGGACUUCAAGCCCGUGCCGCCUUCGACUGCGAUGAGAGUAUGCAUGCAUUCACUGCUUUGCUUUGCUGACGAAAAACAGAGAGAGUUCCUAGAAAGGUCCAGUUCCUCCCCAUCAGAAGUCCCUCCAUGCGACCUUCAGCCCGCCGAUUCCGAUUUUAUGAAGAGGUGGAUACAGCAGAAGAGGAAAAUAAUCAAUAAUGUGAGUUCUUUGGAAAAGCAGAUGGCACGGAGACGAUCUAAUUAGGAUGCAUGCUGUUUGGUAUGCAUACAAGUGAUCCUUUUCUUUUUGGCAAUUAUGCAAGCAAGGAGAUAGUUUUAUAGCUGCUGUGUUUGUAGUGUUAUGCCCUUGAAAAUCACUGGUAUAGAAAUUCAUUUUCUUGGAGAAAUAUCAAAUUUAUGAUUGUAUUUGUUCGCGGAGGAA